Archocentrus centrarchus (flier cichlid) is the source of this 675-nucleotide messenger RNA. It is a transcript of the gene nms, whose product is annotated as neuromedin S. NCBI's taxonomy places the organism in Eukaryota, Metazoa, Chordata, Actinopteri, Cichliformes, Cichlidae. The record is from RefSeq and is a predicted model, not a curated record.
AUGACUCUGUCAGCUGUGCAACAACUUUUUCUCUUAUGUUUAUUCUGCUUUGGAUGUUGGAACACAACAGAUGCCAGUCCUUUUGAUCAGUGGGAAGACGGCAUGGCGUUACGAAAGGUGCGAGGGAUCAGAGGUGAUGAUUUGAGUGGUGUGUUGUGGAGAGACCAGAAUGAGGAGCAGGUGCAGAAUGUUUUCAAAAGAUUCUUGUUUCAUUACUCCAAAGCACGCAACUCUGUUGGAGCUGUACAACAAGAGUCUCACUCAGUUCACCCUCUCAUGCGGCUUUCACCGAAGCUUUCCCAGAGGAGAAAGAAGAAGGUGGUACUUUUGAAGAUUCGAGGUCUGCCAGAGGGGAUGUUGUAAAAGGAAAAUCACAACAAACCUCCUCCCCCCAAAAAACAAAACCCCAAACACUUAACAGAAGAAGAGCAGCUGGCAGCUCCACCUGUGGACAUCGCAUUCAAAAAUCCACUGAUGGGCCACGCACAGCAUCUGUAACUUCCUGUUAGCAGAAACUAUUUGAUUGUAUAGAUGGAAAAACAGAAGCGCGCCGCUAACGCUGCCGUGUGUGUCGUUGCUUCCAAAUGCAAAUCGGAGUCACCGGGAACUGUUACUAAACAAAUCUGGCACAUUGUACUGUUACACAAGACAUGGGUAUCUAAAACAAAACAGAAA